Molecule: messenger RNA, 5212 nt
Organism: Eublepharis macularius
Lineage: Eukaryota; Metazoa; Chordata; Lepidosauria; Squamata; Eublepharidae
Gene: TRIM23
Product: tripartite motif containing 23
Exons: 11
Coding region: 152-1891 (579 amino acids)
Biological process (GO): vesicle-mediated transport; intracellular protein transport
Cellular component (GO): cytoplasm; lysosomal membrane; plasma membrane
Molecular function (GO): GTP binding; GTPase activity; zinc ion binding
Source: RefSeq, a predicted model, not a curated record
CCCUGCAAACCGACCUUUUCGAUGUGACGUAAUUCUCCUACCUAAGGCUCGCUUUGGUGACGUCAACGCGUAGCCCCGCCUUCUCCCGUCUCCAGGGGGACCUGGCUGCAGGAGGCGGCAUCUCCUCGGUCUUUAUCCUUCCUUGGCCAAGAUGGCGGCCCUAAGUGUAAACAAGGUCGGGCCUGGCUCUGGGAUGGAAGGUGGCAGCAGCAGGCAGAGUCGGGGGGCGGCUGGGCCCGUCGUCAAGGUUCUGGAAUGUGGUGUGUGUGAAGAUGUAUUUUCAUUACAAGGAGACAAAGUUCCACGACUGCUUUUGUGUGGCCAUACAGUCUGUCAUGACUGUCUUACUCGACUUCCUCUCCAUGGCAGAGCAGUUCGCUGUCCCUUUGAUCGGCAGGUUACUGAGCUAGGAGAUUCUGGUGUCUGGGGCUUGAAAAAGAAUUUUGCUUUGCUGGAACUCCUAGAGCGACUCCAAAAUGGGCUUGGUGGCCAGUGUGGAGCAACUGAAGAAGCUAUUAGCCUCUCCGGCGAGUGCAUCAUUCGCUGUGAUGAAGAUGAGACUCAUCUUGCCUCAGUGUACUGCACCGUCUGUGCCACUCACCUGUGUGCAGAGUGCUCCCAGCUUACACAUUCUACCAAGACACUAGCAAAACACAGACGUGUACCCCUUGCUGAUAAACCUCAUGAGAAGACAAUGUGUUCUCAGCACCAGGUGCAUGCCAUUGAAUUUGUAUGCUUGGAAGAAGGCUGUCAAGCCAGUCCCCUUAUGUGUUGCGUCUGCAAAGAAUAUGGAAAGCAUCAGGGUCACAAACAUAGUGUCCUGGAGCCAGAAGCAAACCAGAUCCGUGCUUCCAUUUUAGACAUGGCACAUUGCAUAAGGACUUUCACAGAAGAGAUUUCCGAUUAUUCUCGGAAACUAGUUGGAAUUGUUCAACAAAUAGAAGGAGGUGAACAGAUAAUUGAAGAUGGUGUUGGAAUGGCCCAUACGGAACAUGUCCCAGGCACUGCUGAGAAUGCCCGAUCAUGUGUCCGAGCCUAUUUUUCUGAUCUUCAUGAAACCCUCUGUCGUCAAGAAGAAAUGGCUCUCAGUGUGGUUGAUGCCCAUGUGCGAGAAAAAUUGAUCUGGCUCAGGCAACAGCAAGAAGACAUGACUAUAUUGUUGUCACAGGUUUCAACUGCUUGCCUUCACUGUGAAAAGACAUUGCAGCAGGAUGACUGCAGAGUUGUGUCGGCCAAGCAAGAAAUCACAAGACUUCUAGAAACACUGCAGAAGCAGCAACAGCAGUUUACAGAGCUUGCAGACCACAUACAGCUGGAUGCUAGCGUUCCAGUCACUUUUACAAAGGACAACAGGGUACACAUUGGGCCAAAAAUGGAGAUUCGAGUUGUGACUCUGGGAUUAGAUGGAGCCGGCAAAACAACUAUUUUAUUUAAAUUAAAGCAGGAUGAAUUCAUGCAACCUAUUCCAACAAUAGGUUUUAAUGUUGAAACUGUAGAAUAUAAAAAUCUGAAGUUCACUAUUUGGGAUGUAGGAGGUAAACACAAGCUGAGACCUUUAUGGAAACAUUAUUACCUCAACACUCAAGCGGUGGUGUUUGUUAUUGAUAGCAGCCACCGAGACAGGGUCAGUGAGGCACACAGUGAACUUGCCAAGCUGUUAACAGAGAAGGAGUUGCGAGAUGCUUUGCUUCUGAUCUUUGCCAAUAAACAGGAUGUGGAAGGAGCACUUUCAGUAGAAGAGAUCACAGAACUGCUGAAUCUUCACAAGCUCUGCUGUGGCCGAAACUGGUACAUUCAAGGUUGUGAUGCCCGAAGCGGUAUGGGACUGUAUGAAGGACUGGACUGGCUGUCAAGACACCUAGUGGCUGCAGGUGUACUGGAUGUGGCUUAAGUUCCUUUUUGAGCCAUGAAGGAUGAACUUCAGUUAACUUAUUUGUGUGACUUGAGAUGGUUAAACAUGAACUUUGCAUCUAAAGCUGUGUUUCCUAAAAAAAACAACUAACAGUUCUGCUGGACUGCUUUAUUGGUGUAAUACAGUGAUCAUGCAAUUCCUAUAGGUUUGAAAUUAUGGCAAUUGAAUACAGUGGUUUGGCAGACUUGCAGGAAAGAUGCCUUUAUUUUUAAAGAACUUCCCUUUCGCCUCCCUCCAAUCUCUUAUCACACAAUUACUAUCAGGAUUUGGUUUUUGACAUCUUUCACAGUUAGCCUCACUGAAAUCAUUUUUUUCCUUAAUCUGAAAACAUGCAGACCAGGGCUGUGCAAGCCCUGGUCGCUUCGGGUUUCCAGCUUUGGGUUUACCCGAACUGGGAAACAGCUUCGGGUAAAGCUGCUUCGGAGAUACAGCUUCGUAUAGCUUCGGGUUUGCCUCGGAAAGAUUCAGGUGUCAAUUUCACUUCCGGCUUUUGGGUGCCCUGGGGGGGGCAAUUUCUUUCCGAGGCAAACCAAACUUGGUGGAGACCUUCUCCUACCUCUUCUCUAACAACCCCCCCUAAGUUUUGGAAAGUUUGGACUUUGGGGGGCCAUGUUAUGGCCCCCCAAAGACGGUACCCCAUCCUCCUCCAUUUGCCAUUAUUCCCUAUGGGAAAAACAGGCGACCUUUCUAGGUUGCUAGGGGUGCACCCAACUUUCAGGGGCCCUUCUCCUACCUUUCCUCCCACCCCCCCAAGUCUCAACCUGCUCCCACUUUGGGGGGCCAUUUUAUGGCCCCUCAAAGAAGGUACCCCUAUCCUCGCCUUCUCCAUUAUUUCCUAUGGGCAAAAAAUUAAGAGGCUUGUGUGGCUAGGGGUGGCAUUUUGCAUGCAAAAUGCCCCCAACCCUCAGGGGACCUCCUCCCACCUGUCCUCCCACCCCCCACCAAGGCUCAACCUGCUCCCACUUUGGGGGGCCAUUUUAUGGCCCCUCAAAGAAGGUGCCCUUAUCCUCACCUCCAUUAUAUCCUAUGAGGGGGGGAAAAGAAGAGGCUUGUCAGGCUAGGGGUGGCAUUUUGCAUGCACACCAUUCCCCCACCCCACCCCAAGGGAACACAACUCACUACGCACCAGAGAAUCUGAAAAACACAGUUACACGCAAAAAAUCUUUAUUUCCUGUUGUGAUUCAAGUUACACAGCAAGAACACAACACCAAGGGCAUCGCAGCCCCCCACCCCACCCCAAAGGAACACAACACUACACACCAGAGAAUCUGAAAAACACAGUUGCAUGCAAAAAAACUUUAUUUCCUGUUGUGAUUCAGGUUACACAGCAAGAACACAACACCAAGGGCAUCGCAGCUGCCCCCCCCUCCCCAAAGGAACACAACUCACUACACACCAGAGAAUCUGAAAAACAGUUACAAGCAAAAAAUCUUUAUUUCCUGUUGUGAUUCAAGUUACACAGCAAGAACACAACACCGAGGGCAUCACAGCCGCCCCCCCCCACACCAAAGGAACACAACUCACUACACACCAGGAAACACCCCUCCUCCCCCCCAACCCUUAAAAAUCUUAGCUUGGAGCAGACACUCAGACACACACACACACACCAGGAAACACCCCUCCUCCCCCCCAACCCUCAAAAAUCUUAGCUUGGGGCAGACACACAGACACACACACCAGAAAACACUCCUCCUCCCUGCCUAACCCUUAAAAAUCUUAAGCUUGGGGCAGACACACAGACACUCGCACACACCCCAGGAAACACUCCUCCUCCCUGCCUAACCCUUUAAAAUCUUAGCUUGGGGCAGACACACAGACACACACACCAGGAAACACUCCUCCCCCCCCCCAACCCUUUAAAAUCUUAGCUUGGGGCAGACACACACACCAGGAAACACUCCUCCCCCCCUCUAACCACACACACACACACACACACACCAAAUGUAGAAAAAAAAUAUUUAAAAAAAAAUUCACUCCCACCCAGUCAAGCUCCUAAUCCUCCCCUCCCCACGCCCACCAAGACAAUCCCCCGCAAGAAAACUUAAAAUACUUUAAACAGGUACAAACCUCCUCCCACAACCAACAACAGUAAAAAUGAAUCAAGAAAAAAUUCUGAAAAAAUGUAGAAAAAAAUAUUUUUUUAAAAAAAAAUUCACUCCCACCCAGUCAAGCCCUUAAUCCUCCCCUCCCAUCCCCUCCCCUCCCCACACCCACCAAGACAACCCCCCUGAGAAAACCCUGUGAGUCACUGACUCGCUCACCACUCCUGCAGUCCAGCGAUGGUCAGGCGACAGACAGGAAUUCAACGGGGGAAGUCCUCCACAGCAAGACUGCAGAGACGAGAUGCUCGACCAGCCACAGCAGCAGCGGGAGUCUCUCUCAAUCUAGGAAAGAGCAGAAUGGAAAUUGGUUAUUAAAUAAGUAUAUUAACUCUUUAAAAACUACUUCUAAAUUCUAACCCCUCAGUCCCAAAGUGUGGAAGCCAGAGUAAAAAACUAGGCCAAAGCCUUGGCACACACCAGGGAAGCCACCCACUGUAGAAAUGAAAGGCAGGCACAGUAAAAAAAAACUUUAAACAGAGCAGCAGUGGGCCAGCUUCAAGUUAACCUCCCCCCCCAACCAACUAGGCCAAAGCCUUGGCACACACCAGGACUUGGCAUGAGUCUGCCCCUGGGAAGCCACUGUUAAAUUUAAAAAAUAAAUAUAAAAUGCAAACUUAAAACAAAUCCUUUCCCAAACCCAUUGCCCCCAACCACCCCCUCCCCAAAGAUCAAAGAAUCUUGUGAGUCAGUGGGACUCACCAGUGAGAUGCAGGGCCAGUCAGCAGCGCUCCGCAGCAGGGUCCUCCUCUUCCAAUUUCUGUCCAGGCAAGCCGCUCUGUCAAUGUCAGGGUAAAUUGGAAGAUUCCUAAAGGGAGGCCUCCAAUUUAUAGCCCUGCACUGCAGCAUUUUAAAAAAGGCACUCUACUUUCAGAGAAUCCCCAUUGGCUGGGCUGGAAGGAGAAUGCUACUGCAGGAUUGGCCACUCCUAACCCUUCCUCCCCCUUGCACUCAUUGCAAAGUCUGCAAACAGUGCAAAGAAUCUCUUCAAAUGUGCAGGUUUGCACCGUUUGCAGACUUUGCUUGCUUCUUGCAUUGGCAAUGGAGAUCAAGCAGCUAGCAAAAACUCCCGCCACUUUUUCAGGGAUGGGAGGGGGAAGGAGGAGGUUAGAGUGAGUCACUCACUACUCCCCCCUCUCCCCUCUCCAAAGCCGGAGCUGGAAGCCUUGAAUAGGCUUCAAAACGUUGCCUUUUUUUUUUA